Molecule: messenger RNA, 2130 nt
Organism: Porites lobata
Lineage: Eukaryota; Metazoa; Cnidaria; Anthozoa; Scleractinia; Poritidae
Source: the annotation of a GenBank genome assembly
AUGGAUUCAAUCAUCAGGCAGGCUGUUCGAGAGGAACUGAGACGUUCGAGUUCUAGUCGUCCAGAAACUGCGUCUUCUACUAAUCAAGAUGAUCAGAGAAGAAGUGAAAACGAAUCAGGUGCGGCUGGAUCAUCACGAAGUUCGUUUUCAUCACGAACAGUGGGCCGUUUGUCAGGGUUGCUGAACCGAAUGAGGAAAGGUGGCGGAAAGGAAAGCUCUAGUAAAAAGCGGAAAGUAGUUAAAGAACACAGAAUACAGGUGAGAUGGUUACACUAUGACCCGCCUAAAAAGGCCUUUGUUCCUGUUCGACAAAAAAACGGAGGUGGAAAUCGCUUUAUUGCAUAUACCAAUGAUGACCCUCCAAGCCUUGAGGAAAUCAUGGAGAAGGCUUCUGCGUUGUUUUUCCCGGGGGGAAAGAGUGUCUUUGCAGGCCACCUGGACGAAAUGAACAGGUGGAUUUGCGAUACCACAGGAGUUGCUAUUUUUGAUUUCUUAGAGGGAGGAGGAGGAACAGUGGAAGACUACUUGAAGUCGAAUGGUCUGUAUCCAUCAUCGACCUAUUUUUACCUUCGAACGCAACCCAGACACCUUUCUAAUGACGAAUUUGAAGAUAGCCAGGGCAUUCCACCCAUGAAAUUGGAGAGUGCUCCAACAGCUUGUUGUGCCACAGCAUCAACUGCAACACAUUCCACAAAAGAUGUUGCCAGAGAAGUGUGCAAAACAUGCAGCUGUACAUAUGAGAAGGGACAGACCUGUAUCCGCUGUGAGCAAAACCAUGAGUAUGAGGAAAGCCUAAGGGCUGACUCAGUGGCUAACACUCCCACAGAAAUUGAGAACUUAAGUGAUGAGCUAUCCUCCAAUAUUCAGCCUCCUUCUUUGGAUGAAAUUAGAGAUCUUCGUAUGGCUUAUUAUCAAAAUAGCAGCCUGGUUCCACCAACACAUGACUAUACUGUUAACUGUAAUUCUCGUGCGAUAACAAGUCAUAAUGACAACAUGUUUCAACCUACUGUUUCACCAAGUAACAGUGAUAUCACAAUCAAUUCUCUUCCUCAAGACAUGCAUUCAAUACCGGGUACCUUUCAAGAUGCUGACACAACAAGAGAUCAAGAUGAAAAUGCAGGAUCACAAUUACGUGCACUUGAAAUCCAUCGUUCUUGUGUUUGUGCUGAUAUGAUCAGAUAUUUUCAAGAUGCAGACAUCAUGAACUCUGAAUUGGUGUUCACAAUUAUUAAUGAAAGGGGAGAACGUGAGGAAGGUGCGGGAAUUGGCGUCAACAGAGAAGUCUUCUCCUUAUUUUGGUCCGACUUUGCUGAUUCAAUGACAAUAGGUGAAAGGGAAAGAGUUCCGUUUAUACGUCAUGACCAUUUUAUUAAAGAGUGGGGGGCCAUCGGACGAAUUCUGGUUAAGGGGUACAUAUCUGUGUCAUACUUCCCAAUGUUCCUUGCCAAGGGCUUCAUUUGUUACUGUUUAUUUGAUACAGAGGUACCUGACAGCAUUCUUCUGGACUCAUUUAUGAAGUAUCUGUCACCCAUUGAAGAAGAACUGGUCAGUGAUUACCUACACAGAACAAACUUCCCUGAUGAAAAUGAUGAGCUGUUUGAUUUUCUUGAACGGUUUAACUGCAGAACAACAGUGAAUGAGGGUAAUUUGAGAAAGGUGCUCAUAGAGAUUGCAAAUCAAGAAUUGAUUCAAAAACCCCAUGUGAUGAUUGCAACUUGGCAACCAAGUGUUCAAAUCCUGAAACAAUAUCCACAGUUUCAGAGCAUUGCAGCAGUUCAGGCUCUAUAUGAUACACUCAAACCAACAAACAAGAAAGUUCUUGAAAAACUAGUGGCCCAACCAAAUACAGAUGGAGAACGUGAUGCUAUGAAAUUCUUGCAAAGAUAUAUCAGGGGCUUAGACAAUGCAAAACUCGUCCAGCUCCUGAGAUUUACUACAGCAUCUGAUGUUAUGAUUAGCAACCAGAUUGAAAUUGCGUUCACAAAACUUGAGGGUGCUGCCUGUCGACCCAUUUCACACACGUGUGGACCUCUGUUGGAACUACCCUCAACAUACUCUAAUUUUGUUGAGUUGAGGGAGCAAUUUAACAACAUUUUAAACAAAGGCAACUGGGAGAUGGACAUAAUGUGA